AUGGCUGUAGAUCCUCGAAUAGGCACAGAACAUGAAAAAUUUGGUUUCGAGUUUCGUAGCUUAUGCGCAAUGACUUAUGAACAAAUAUCUGAGUUGCUAAAUGGUAUUGCGGAGAGAUUUGAUUGGGAUAAAGUAAUGGAAGGAAACAAAAUAAUCGGACUCAAACAGGGGAAGCAGAGCAUAUCAUUAGAGCCUGGUGGGCAGUUUGAGCUCAGUGGUGCACCUCUUGAAACCUUGCAUCAGACCUGUGCUGAGGUCAAUUCACAUCUUUAUCAGGUGAAAGCAGUUGCAACCGAAAUGGGGAUUGGAUUCUUAGGAAUUGGAUUCCAACCCAAAUGGGGACUCAAGGAUAUACCUGUUAUGCCUAAGGGGAGAUAUGAGAUAAUGAAAAACUACAUGCCUAAAGUUGGAACUCUUGGACUUGAUAUGAUGUUUAGGACAUGUACUGUUCAGGUAAAUCUGGACUUCAGUUCAGAAGUUGACAUGAUCAGGAAAUUUCGAGCUGGUCUUGCUCUGCAGCCUAUAGCAACAGCUCUAUUUGCAAAUUCACCUUUUACUGAAGGAAAGCCAAAUGGUUAUCUCAGCAUGAGGAGCCAAAUAUGGACUGAUACUGACAAUAAUCGCGCUGGGAUGCUUCCUUUUGUUUUCGAUGAUUCCUUUGGAUUUGAGCAGUAUGUUGACUACGCUCUCGAUGUUCCCAUGUAUUUUGUUUAUCGCAACAAGAAGUAUAUCAACUGCGCUGGGAUGUCAUUCCGGGACUUUAUGGCCGGAAAACUUCCAUGUAUUCCGGGUGAAUUGCCAUCCCUUAAUGAUUGGGAAAACCAUCUGACGACGUUAUUUCCUGAGGUCAGGCUCAAGAGAUACUUGGAGAUGAGAGGUGCUGAUGGAGGGCCUUGGAAGCUAUGCGCAUUGCCAGCAUUUUGGGUAGGUUUAUUAUAUGACGAAGUAUCACUCCAAAAUGUUCUUGAUAUGACAGCUGAUUGGACCUCAGAGGAAAGGCAAAUGUUAAGAAAUAAGGUUCCAAAAACUGGUUUGAAAACACCAUUUAGAGAUGGUUUGCUGAAGCACGUUGCUGAAGAUGUUUUGAAGCUGGCAAAGGAUGGCUUAGAACGAAGAGGUUUCAAGGAAUCAGGAUUCUUAAAUGAGGUUGCCGAUGUGGUUAGAACAGGUGUGACGCCAGCCGAGAAACUGCUGGAGCUGUACUAUGGCAAGUGGGAGCAAAGUGUAGAUCCUGUCUUUGAGGAGCUAUUGUACUAAGGUUAAUUAGAUUCUUGUGGCACUCUGGUUGCCCUUAAAUGUAAUCUUCUUUGAGGUUUGGCCUUAAUCUUUAGUUUCUUUUCUGAGCUUCUUGUGAGGGGCUGUGACUGAGGAACAUAUUUUUACACAAGAAUAAAAGGCUAUUUGGUCAUUGACAAUAAGAUUCCUGUGUAACUAGCAUUAAAAAGAAAAUCAAAUAAAAAUUACUCUAAAUGAACGAAGAUUAUUGAGCUUAUAGGUGAA
This is a messenger RNA of Carica papaya (papaya), 1500 nucleotides long. NCBI's taxonomy places the organism in Eukaryota, Viridiplantae, Streptophyta, Magnoliopsida, Brassicales, Caricaceae. The record is from RefSeq and is a predicted model, not a curated record.